CCCGCCCCCUCCCCCCAGGCCUGAUGAGCAGGUCUCGAGCCUCCAUCCAUCGGGGGAGCAUCCCCGCGAUGUCCUAUGCCCCCUUCAGAGAUGUACGGGGACCCUCUAUGCACCGAACCCAAUAUGUUCAUUCCCCGUAUGAUCGUCCUGGUUGGAACCCUCGGUUCUGCAUCAUCUCGGGGAACCAGCUGCUCAUGCUGGAUGAGGAUGAGAUACACCCGCUACUGAUCCGGGACCGGAGGAGCGAGUCCAGUCGCAACAAACUGCUGAGACGCACAGUCUCCGUGCCGGUGGAGGGGCGGCCCCACGGCGAGCAUGAAUACCACUUGGGUCGCUCGAGGAGGAAGAGUGUCCCAGGGGGGAAGCAGUACAGCAUGGAGGGCGCCCCUGCUGCGCCCUUCCGGCCCUCGCAAGGCUUCCUGAGCCGACGGCUAAAAAGCUCCAUCAAACGAACGAAGUCACAACCCAAACUUGACCGGACCAGCAGCUUUCGCCAGAUCCUGCCUCGCUUCCGAAGUGCUGACCAUGACCGGGCCCGGCUGAUGCAAAGCUUUAAGGAGUCGCACUCUCAUGAGUCCUUGCUGAGUCCUAGCAGUGCAGCUGAGGCAUUGGAGCUCAACUUGGAUGAAGAUUCCAUUAUCAAGCCAGUGCACAGCUCCAUCCUGGGCCAGGAGUUCUGUUUUGAGGUAACAACUUCAUCAGGAACAAAAUGCUUUGCCUGUCGGUCUGCAGCCGAAAGAGACAAAUGGAUUGAGAAUCUGCAGCGGGCAGUAAAGCCCAACAAGGACAACAGCCGCCGGGUAGACAAUGUGCUAAAGCUGUGGAUCAUAGAGGCCCGAGAGCUGCCCCCCAAGAAGCGGUACUACUGCGAGCUCUGCCUGGAUGACAUGCUGUAUGCACGCACCACCUCCAAGCCCCGCUCUGCCUCAGGGGACACCGUCUUCUGGGGCGAGCACUUCGAGUUUAACAACCUGCCGGCUGUCCGUGCCCUGCGGCUGCAUCUGUACCGUGACUCAGACAAAAAGCGCAAGAAGGACAAGGCGGGCUAUGUCGGCCUGGUGACUGUGCCGGUGGCCACCCUGGCUGGGCGCCACUUCACAGAGCAGUGGUACCCUGUAACCCUGCCAACAGGCAGUGGGGGAUCUGGGGGCAUGGGCUCGGGAGGGGGAGGAGGUUCGGGGGGCGGCUCAGGGGGCAAGGGCAAAGGAGGUUGCCCGGCUGUGCGGCUGAAAGCACGUUACCAGACAAUGAGCAUCUUGCCCAUGGAGCUAUAUAAAGAGUUUGCAGAGUAUGUCACCAACCAUUAUCGGAUGCUGUGUGCAGUCUUGGAGCCUGCCCUGAAUGUCAAAGGCAAGGAGGAGGUUGCCAGUGCACUAGUUCACAUCCUGCAGAGUACAGGCAAGGCCAAGGACUUCCUUUCAGACAUGGCCAUGUCUGAGGUAGACCGGUUCAUGGAACGGGAGCACCUCAUAUUCCGCGAGAACACGCUCGCCACUAAAGCCAUAGAAGAGUAUAUGAGACUGAUUGGUCAGAAAUACCUCAAGGAUGCCAUUGGAGAGUUCAUCCGUGCUCUGUAUGAGUCUGAGGAAAACUGCGAGGUAGACCCUAUCAAGUGCACAGCGUCCAGUUUGGCAGAGCACCAGGCCAACCUGCGAAUGUGCUGUGAGUUGGCCCUGUGCAAGGUGGUCAACUCCCACUGCGUGUUCCCGAGGGAGCUGAAGGAGGUGUUUGCUUCGUGGCGGCUGCGCUGCGCAGAGCGAGGCCGGGAGGACAUCGCAGACAGGCUUAUCAGCGCCUCGCUCUUCCUGCGCUUCCUCUGCCCAGCGAUUAUGUCGCCCAGUCUCUUUGGGCUUAUGCAGGAGUACCCAGAUGAGCAGACCUCACGCACCCUCACCCUCAUUGCCAAGGUCAUCCAGAACCUGGCCAACUUUUCCAAGUUUACCUCAAAGGAGGACUUUCUGGGCUUCAUGAAUGAGUUUCUGGAGCUGGAAUGGGGUUCCAUGCAGCAGUUCUUGUAUGAGAUCUCCAACCUGGACACGCUAACCAACAGCAGUAGCUUUGAGGGUUACAUCGACUUGGGCCGCGAGCUCUCUACACUGCAUGCCCUGCUCUGGGAGGUGCUGCCCCAGCUCAGCAAGGAAGCCCUCCUGAAGCUGGGCCCACUGCCCCGGCUCCUCAAUGACAUCAGCACAGCUCUGAGGAACCCCAACAUCCAAAGGCAGCCAAGCCGCCAGAGUGAGCGGCCCCGGCCUCAGCCCGUGGUACUGCGGGGGCCAUCGGCUGAGAUGCAGGGCUACAUGAUGCGGGACCUCAACAGCUCCAUCGACCUUCAGUCCUUCAUGGCUCGAGGCCUCAACAGCUCUAUGGACAUGGCUCGCCUCCCCUCCCCAACCAAGGAAAAGCCACCCCCACCACCUCCUGGUGGGGGUAAAGACCUGUUCUAUGUAAGCCGUCCACCCCUGGCCCGUUCCUCACCAGCAUACUGCACGAGCAGCUCGGACAUCACAGAGCCAGAGCAGAAGAUGCUGAGUGUCAACAAGAGUGUGUCCAUGCUGGACUUACAGGGCGAUGGGCCUGGUGGCCGCCUCAACAGCAGCAGUGUUUCGAACCUGGCAGCCGUAGGGGACCUGCUGCACUCAAGCCAGGCCUCGCUGACAGCAGCCUUGGGGCUACGGCCUGCGCCUGCUGGACGCCUCUCCCAGGGGAGUGGCUCAUCCAUCACGGCAGCUGGCAUGCGCCUCAGCCAGAUGGGUGUCACCACAGACGGUGUCCCUGCCCAGCAACUGCGAAUACCCCUCUCCUUCCAGAACCCUCUCUUCCACAUGGCUGCUGAUGGGCCAGGUCCCCCAGGCGGCCAUGGCGGGGGCGGUGGCCAUGGCCCACCUUCCUCCCAUCACCACCACCACCACCAUCACCACCACCGAGGUGGAGAGCCCCCUGGGGACACCUUUGCCCCAUUCCAUGGCUAUAGCAAGAGUGAGGACCUCUCUUCCGGGGUCCCCAAGCCCCCUGCUGCCUCCAUCCUUCAUAGCCACAGCUACAGUGAUGAGUUUGGACCCUCUGGCACUGACUUCACCCGUCGGCAGCUUUCACUCCAGGACAACCUGCAGCACAUGCUGUCCCCUCCCCAGAUCACCAUUGGUCCCCAGAGGCCAGCCCCCUCAGGGCCUGGAGGUGGGAGUGGUGGGGGCAGCGGUGGGGGUGGCGGGGGCCAGCCACCUCCAUUGCAGAGGGGCAAGUCUCAGCAGUUGACAGUCAGCGCAGCCCAGAAACCCCGGCCAUCCAGCGGGAAUCUAUUGCAGUCCCCAGAGCCAAGUUAUGGCCCCGCCCGUCCACGGCAACAGAGCCUCAGCAAGGAGGGCAGCAUUGGGGGCAGCGGGGGCAGCGGUGGCGGAGGGGGUGGGGGGCUGAAGCCCUCCAUCACCAAGCAGCAUUCUCAGACACCGUCCACAUUGAACCCCACAAUGCCAGCCUCUGAGCGGACAGUGGCCUGGGUCUCCAAUAUGCCUCACCUGUCGGCUGACAUCGAGAGUGCCCACAUCGAGCGGGAAGAGUACAAGCUCAAGGAGUACUCAAAAUCGAUGGAUGAGAGCCGGCUGGAUAGGGUGAAGGAGUACGAGGAGGAGAUUCACUCACUGAAAGAGCGGCUGCACAUGUCCAACCGGAAGCUAGAAGAGUAUGAGCGGAGGCUGCUGUCCCAGGAAGAACAGACCAGCAAAAUCCUGAUGCAGUAUCAGGCCCGACUGGAGCAGAGUGAGAAGAGGCUAAGGCAGCAGCAGGCAGAGAAAGAUUCGCAGAUCAAGAGCAUCAUUGGCAGCCCGUCCCUUCAGGCUGAUGCUGGUGGAGGAGGAGCUGCGCCGGGACCACCCCGCCAUGGCUGAGCCGCUGCCAGAACCCAAGAAGAGGCUGCUCGACGCUCAGCUCCUCAUCAGGUAAUUCUCCUGGUUCCGCUUUGGCCACGGGCGGAGGACACAGGGGGAGGUGACUCCGGACCACUGCAGGUUGGUCAUGAAGCCCACUCCCUCCAACACCUCUGGAGCCUCUCCCCUCUCACUGCUGCCCUCCACACCCAGAGAACCUCCACAGACUCCAGCCCUCCGACACCUCCUGUACAGACCUAUCUCCCAAGACACCACCCAAAGACAGCAUUUGCUGCUGCUUCCCAGAACUGUCCAACAAUACCUUAGCAACACCAAGAGUUGGGCCCUAGAUGGGCCCAGCACAUUCACAGGUCACAUCCACUUCCCUGCAAAACCUACCCCCUCCCAGCCUCCUCCUGACUCUAAGCCCUCCUCUUCCUCUACCUCUCCAGUGUAUGUCUGUCACCCCCCAUUUCACCAGAGUGUCCUUAGGGGCUGGGGGUGGGUUUGUUAAUGGGGUGGAGGCGAUGAUGGGUUGGAGGACCUUGGCUAUAGGGGCUGUGCUGACUGCAGCAGGUAGGUUGGGUUUUCCUCUUCCUUCCCUAACACUGGUUCUCUACCCUCCUUUCCACUCCUCACCUGAUUCUCUCUCUUCCUCCUCCUCACAUCUGUGAGGCAGAAGGCAUCUGGAGCUCAUAUUGGCCCCCGUUGGGUGGGAAUUAGGAGUGGGUAAUUAACUCAGGGAGACUUGGGAUACCCUGGAAAAAAUGCUAUUGAGAUGUCCUGACAUUAGGCACGGUGGGUGGAACAAGAAGGAGCAAGAAAGGAACCUCAGGCAGAUGUUAGGACAUGGACUUGACCAUGUGGCCUGGGAGUUUAGAAAUGGGGAGAGACAUCCUCCUAGAUCAGAUCGUGGGCUCAGUAGGCAUGUUGAUUCCCAGGCAGAGGUGCCAGGAACAGCAUGGUAAAGAACGUACUCUCAGAGCUCACAUCCCCAGGUUGCUGAUGCCACUCACUCCCCCUCUCCUGCCAUUGAGUGGCCUUGCCAGACACAUAACCCUACCUAAAAAGCCAGUAAAUGAGAACCUGUCAGCUACAGACAUUAUUUCUGAGAUGCGAUUUUCUUUGGGAUUGAGCUGUAGUGGGCAGUGGCUCCUUACACUGUAAUUUUAACUCUGUCUGCCCAGCCUCUCUGUCAAAGUAGCUGGUGAUCUAUAAACAGAUGCUAAAAGGCACCAGGGGACUUUGCCAUUUAAAGGACUCCUGCAGUGAAUUCUUUUGUAAAAUGGAUAAUGGCACCCUAAUUUAUCCACUUUCUAAAUUUGGGUCUAUGGGGGUGUCCGGGGCAUGCUUAUGUGCUGUCACCAGCAGACAAACAGGGAAUAGAAUAUGGGGGUUCCUUUCCUGCUCUCCCGCCAUACUCAGGAUACCCUACCAUAAGUGAUUUCCUCUCACUGACUUGCAGAAAAUGUGUGAGAUACCCAGCAAGCUAAGAAGGCAGUUUUGCUGGGUAUCUCAUACCCAAGGCUGGGGUUUGGGCGACCUGAGAGGUUAGCUCCUUAAUCCUAGGAUGGAAGGGAGAGCUUACAUAGAAGCUUUUACUUGGAAGGUUUUGUAGCUUAAGGUCAGACAUAGCUAUAUUGCCAAGCCUAAAUGCCAUGUAGCCCAAGUAAUAAUUUGGAUAUUUGUUCUAAACCACUUGUGGUAGGUAUUGGUCCCUCUGCAACUCAGCCAUUAAUUAAAAAUUAGUUCUGAGCCUGAAUUUUAAAAAGCCAAGUGUUGCCCCCAGCGCCCCCCCAACACACACCCGGAUAUGUACAGUACAAACCCCAGAUAAUUACAACAGCCAAAGAAGAGAGAAGGAAGUGAAUUUCCCAACCAGAAGUGUAGGGAAAUUCAGAUGGCUUUCUUUUCUCCCAGCAGAGGAACAGAACUAAGGGCAGGAACCAGGAGUUGGUCCAGCAGCUAUAGGAGGUGAUGAGAGUAGGACCAGGGGUAGGAGUUGGGUCUGGUACCCCUCACCCUCUAAUUGGGAGCCCAGGGAGAAGGACUGAAAAGAAGAUGGGGGUGGAAAAGAAUAAAGCCGGCUUCUGCUUCCCAGGGAUGCAGACAUUGGGGCAUGCUGUGUCUGCAGAAGCUCCUAGUCAUUUCUGCCAUAAUUGUGAGAGAGAGGGGCAGCCCUCCCAUAAGAUUUUUCCCUUCCCGUAUCACUUCCCUGAAUCCCCUUCCUCUCCCCCCAGUACAGUUAAACCUCUCUCUAAUUUGGAAUGUUAUAUUUGAGAAGAUGGCCACUGUGAAUAAGUGACAAAACUGAAUGACAGUGUCUAUUUAAUGAAAUGCAUGUCUUCAAAAUAUAUACAGUAAGUAGAACUUGAUGAACAAGGCUUUUUCCACUCCUCAGGGAGCAUGCAUUAAUGAAUAGAUAUGAUUCAAAAGUCUGUUUUCUGGUAUGGGUUAAAUAUCCCCUCCUACAGACAUAUUUCCACCACUAAUUUGCUUAGUACACCUUUUCUUCACAGAUAAAGGAAAACUCAAGCUCAGUUUUUGUUCAAAUUACGAAGAAAUUCCAAAUCCACAGGGGUUUGGAUUAAUGAGGUUUUGCUGUACUGCCUCCCCUUAUUCCUCAACAUGAAGUUCCCCACCUAGGAUUGGGGAUGGGUGGGAGGGGGUUUCAAGAGGAGGAGGGUGGAAUGGGCAGGAAUAUACAUAGGUGAAGCCAGAGAAGGGUUAGGUUGGGGGUGCGGUGGGAACUUCCUGCUUUGAUCUGGUUUCCUGGUGUGACACUCUGGGUUAAAGGCUUGAAGGCCCCUGUUAGGAGUCUAGGGGUGAGAUUCUCUUCUCUCUGAUCCCAGAGGACGUUAACUUCUACUGCAGGUGAGAAACAAAAUAGGAGGAUGGUGGGGACUGUCCUGGGAGGAGGAGGUGGUCCAUGGCUUGUGGUGUGGGCUGGCUAUAGGGGAGGCCACUGCUAGGGGACUGGCAUCCAGGCCCCCUUGAAGCGUCUCAAUAAGUCCGCGCUCUCCUUUUUGGUGUC
Molecule: messenger RNA, 6894 nt
Organism: Cercocebus atys (sooty mangabey)
Lineage: Eukaryota; Metazoa; Chordata; Mammalia; Primates; Cercopithecidae
Gene: SYNGAP1
Product: synaptic Ras GTPase activating protein 1
Exons: 19
Coding region: 24-3881 (1285 amino acids)
Biological process (GO): negative regulation of Ras protein signal transduction; regulation of GTPase activity
Source: RefSeq, a predicted model, not a curated record